AUGAGUUAUCAACAGUCGGACAUGUAUCACGACCCCUCCGCGCGUUCCCCUGGCUCUCAACGGCACCAACAACCUCUCCACCGCCAGCACUCCCGCCAGUUUGACGCGUACGGCCCCAUGCCUGUUAAUCUUUAUGAGGACCAGAUGGCUCGCUACGAGUCCGCCCGGCUCGAGCGCUUGAAUCCCGCCCUGCAGCAGCAGCAGCAACAACAACAGCAGCAACAGCCGCCACCACCGCAGAAUAACGCCUACGCCUAUGAUCUGUCCGGCUCCCAGACCUGGAACCCAAAUGGCUUCGCCAACGCCCAGACCCUGGGAGGUAUUCGGUCGGCCUCGGCCAGCCUGAAGCCGUCCGCUCGCGGACGCACUGGCUUACCGACGACCUGGCUCGAUCAGCAACCCGGAAUGCCUAACGCUUUUUCGAAUCUGGGCCCUGGUCCGAUCCAGAGCAGUGCCAUGCGACCGGAAGCCUCGGCAUCCUCGGAGGGCGAUGAUGAACUUAUCCCAACCGCGAUCGUCAUCAAAAAUAUCCCGUUCGCCGUCAAGAAGGAGCAGCUGGUCCAACUGAUGACGGAGCUGAACCUGCCUCUGCCCUACGCGUUCAACUAUCACUUCGAUAACGGUGUCUUCCGAGGACUGGCCUUUGCCAACUUCACCUCAGCCGAGGAGACCGCGACGGUGAUCGAGGUUCUGAACCACUUUGAACUGCAAGGUCGCAAGCUGCGGGUGGAGUACAAGAAGAUGCUCCCCUUACAAGAGCGGGAACGCAUCGAGCGGGAGAAGCGGGAGCGUCGUGGCCAGUUGGAGGAACAACAUCGACCCAUGGCGUCUUCACAGCUCCAGACCCAGAGCUCCAUGUCUUCCCUCACCUCGCACAUCCCGGCGACAUCGCCCUCACCGGUUUCACAGCGCGGCCAGAAACUGGGUAAGUCGAUCAGGCCCUUCCCAACGCCCGAAGGGGACCUGGUUGCUCAUCAUCCCCACGAACCUGUAGAAGUCGACUUGAACGACAGCCAGACUCUUUCUUACUACUCGCAACUUCUCCUGUUCAAGGAAGACACCGCUCGUGAUUCCGUCAUCUUCCCGCCCAACCUUACCCCGUCCCAGCGACGCACGGUUCACACCCUGGCCCACAACAUGGGGCUCGCCCAUGCCUCCCGCGGGAAUGGCGAUCAGCGUCAGGUUCAGGUCUUCAAGGUCGCGGCAGGCACCAACGUGAGUCCGCCACUGUCGUCCAUCCCCCCGGCAGUCCAAUCGGCGGACAGUGCUCGCCGUGGCUUGAACCGCGCGGCGACCAUUGAUUUCAGCGAGGCCCGCAACGAAGGGGGUCCCGGCGCGUUCAACACUUUGCGGGGCCAGACCUCGAGCUUCCUUGGGGUUCUGGACUCCCCCGGCAAUUAUGCCAACACCCAGAACCUGCGGGCCGCCAAGUCUUUCGCCGAUCUGCGCUCGUACACUCCGUCCCCGGUUCCGUCCUCUGCCAGCUUUCCAGCCGCCCUGCAGUCUAAUGGCACCCGUCUUCAGUACGAGGGUGCUCCGACCGGUACCUCGAACACCCCGACCCUGACGUCGGCGCCUUCCGGCUCAUCCCUUGGUAUGCAACGUGAUGAUAAUCUGCUGGUCAACAGCCUUGGUGGUCUGUCUCUUGGUACGGGCAUUGGCGGCCCGAACGCGAGCCCUCGGCGAUUGCGCGGUAUGUUCUCUUGGGAGCAGGACACCCAGCCCUCGUCGGCCGGUGCCAUUGGAAGUAACCGCGGUAUGGGAGUGGGACUUGACAGUACCCAGCCCGAGCGCAUGCCGAUCAGACAGCCCCGUGGGCCAACCCCCGAGAAGGGUCCCGGCUUUCGCCGUCAAAACGGACACCAGCCCCGUGGCAGUGAUGAACUUCGUACCAGCUCAGGCGUUGAGAUCAUCGUGGAGUAG
Penicillium macrosclerotiorum is the source of this 1923-nucleotide messenger RNA. RefSeq lists its product as uncharacterized. The transcript has 2 exons. NCBI's taxonomy places the organism in Eukaryota, Fungi, Ascomycota, Eurotiomycetes, Eurotiales, Aspergillaceae. Gene Ontology annotation, cellular component: nucleus; cytoplasm. Bases 1 to 1923 code for a protein of 640 amino acids. The record is from RefSeq and is a predicted model, not a curated record. Gene Ontology annotation, molecular function: mRNA binding.